Messenger RNA from Danaus chrysippus (African queen), 468 nucleotides. NCBI's taxonomy places the organism in Eukaryota, Metazoa, Arthropoda, Insecta, Lepidoptera, Nymphalidae. The record is from the annotation of a GenBank genome assembly.
AUGUUACUUUGCCUAAUAGUUCUGUGUUUACUUAAACACGACUUGACUGUCGCUAAAGUCAUUACAUUAAAAACAAUAGAAUUCAUAUCUAAUGCAAAUCCUACGAGACUAUCUAUACACAAGCAGAGCGAAAAGGAUCAAAAUGAUUUGUAUCCCGAGGAGAAUAUUCUUGGAAGAGACGCGGAAAAUAAAGUUACAGACAUCGAGAACAACACUUUAGACAGAAACAAGGUACAUACUGAGAAAAAUGUGACAGUAUCCAAUGAAAAAGGAAAUAGCGUUUUAAGCAAAGAUGACAUCACAUCUUAUAAAGUGCCAGAAAUAUAUUUGUCAAAGAAAGAUAACCAUUUUGAUCAUGUCAAAAGAUAUGUGCCCAUAAGUGAAGAUAUAAAAGUACCGGGAUUUUUGGAGCAAGAUUUAAAUAGGAAAAUUUUUAAAGACGGACUAAGAUUGUUACCGUUCUUAUAA